Messenger RNA from Cokeromyces recurvatus, 1358 nucleotides. RefSeq lists its product as uncharacterized. Lineage: Eukaryota; Fungi; Mucoromycota; Mucoromycetes; Mucorales; Mucoraceae. Bases 1 to 1257 code for a protein of 418 amino acids. The record is from RefSeq and is a predicted model, not a curated record. The transcript has 5 exons.
AUGGAUUUUCCAACAAUUAAUAGAACAGAGACUUUAUCAAGAGUAUGCGACAAUGGCAUAUGUCAUUGUGAUUGGCGACUGACAUUACAAGAUUGUAUCGAAAUGAGAUUAUUAUCAAGUACAAUACUUAUUGCUGAUAUAUGUCCUGAUUUUAUCUCUAGAGCUUUUAUGUUUGAAUUCCCCUGGCAAUUUGGAUAUGGCGCCUUUGCUCUUUAUCUGAUUGGAAUUGCACAAACAUUAGCUGAUAGUCAUAAAGUGAUUGCUAAUAAUUGGUUGCCUUCACCAAGACUUGUCGACAUUAUCGGCUGUACAAUCUUUUUAGCACCCUUUAUUAUUAAUAAUGUUAUGUCUUUAGCAGCAGGCAUCUUGGCUCAAAAAGAUUUAAAAUUAGCUAAAGUAUUUACACGUCUUUUAUAUAUCUUUUGGUUUAUUCAUUGUUUUUGUCUUGCCGUCUCUGUUGUCUUUUCUGGUUUUCGACUGACUCGCAUUUUGAAAAAUCAUUUGAACAAAUUCAACACAACAGGUCCUCGCUAUGUUUCCGUGAAAACGGGUAUUUUUAAGAUCAGAGCUGUCAUGAGUAUUAUUGGUGUUUGUUUGAUCAUGUUUGCUGUCUUCUUGCUAAUGUUUGGUAUUUUAAGAGAAAAAAUUAUUGUUAAUCUAUUAGGAUCAAUUAUUUUGGGUGCCUUUUGGAACUUUUUAGGUGUCGUUACUACCUUGGGUGUAGAGCUUGCCAUUAUUUUCAAUCCUAAAAUUGAUGACAAUACAUCGUUUGGAUUGAAAGCCAACAAUAAUAAUCCCAGUACGUCAGAAAAAAUUUCUGAUAACGAAAUAGUCGGCCAAUAUGUCACUUACUCAAACAUCACCACAAGUCAAGAAUAUUCACCAAGUAAUAAUAAACAUCAAGAUAUAUCAAAUAAUAGCACUUUUGAUGAAUUAAAACUACAACAACUUCAAUAUCAGGGAGUAUUUCAAAAGUAUAGUCAACUCCAAACAUGCCAUAAUGAAUUAAAGCCUAAUUAUGUUAAUAAUUCAAUCAGUCUAGCUCAUUCUGAUGCGAGGCAAAUGAAAGUCUCUGCUGAUAGUGCCCCUUUACAAGUUGAUGAGUAUCAUCCUGGUCUCAAGAAAUUCAACAACAACGAAAAAAUUACAUUUCCUAGUCAUUCUCCACAACUUUUUGCUCACCUUGAAGAGGAAAAUAUUUUAGACGACGGUGAACACUCUCAAAUGAAUUUGGUAGAAUACAUGACAAAAAGUUAGAUUUAUUUACAUGUUAAUACUUAAUAUACAAAUUAUACCAUUUGCUUCUUUUAUCAUUAAAAAAAAAAUGAAUGAAAAGAAUUAGAAUAAUGCUUAAAUAU